CAACAACAUAGACAAUCAGAAAAAAGUACAAACUAAACCAAGAUUUAAAAUGCUGCAAAACUGGAACCAGUCUGCAUUUAAGAUUAAGUCACAAAAAAUUACUAAAAUAAACUCUGGGGAGCAGCGUUAUGAUUCAGUGACACGCCACAUCUUGUCAGCCAGACUGAACAAAACAAAAGAAUUGAAGAAUGAGGUGUGUGACCUUCAGAGAGAGCUAGAAAACGCCAGGCUGGAAAACAGGUUGCUAAGGCAGCUUCAGUACCGACACAUGAAGGCCCUGGUGAAGUUUGAGAAUGAGCAGAACAAUUUGCCCCAGUUAUUAGCCAGGCAUGAGAGCGAGGUACAGAUGUUGAAGGAAAUGCUGAGAAAGUCGAAGGAGCAGGACCGGUGUGUGUCAAAGCAACUGAAAGAAGCAGAGUCGGAGCUGUGGAAAACAAAGAACUCUCUGCAGAAGCUAAAGGUCAUCUGUGACAAGAGGAACUUGGAAGAACGGGACGAGCUGACCAGUAAGCUGACUGAGUUGACAAAGAAAUUUGAGAUCGACGAACAAAAGAUCCAGGACUUGGAGAGAAUUCUGGAGUUAAAAAGUAAAAGUUUCAAUCAUCAGCUGGCUACAGAACACAGAAAGACACGGGAGGCACUUGAUGAGAUAAAGAAGCUAGAAUCGGAGCAACGCACUCUGAACCAAAUGCUGACGGAAAAAGAAAGGCGCUUGGAAGCUAGAAAUAUCUAUGUUAAUCGGAUCUCAAAGAAUAACUCAUCGUCACCAAGACACAAAGCAAAUGUGGCCAAAGCAAUACAGACGGAAGAAUGUGUUUCUCCCAUCAAUUCCUUUUCUCCUCAUAAUGUUCUUCCAAAUUUAGAAAAGAAGACUGUCCAUAGUGAGAAGGAAACUCUGAAAGAUGUUGACGAUGAAGACAAAGCAUCAAUAAGACAACUCAAAAAGGAAGACAAUGAAAUAGAAUCUGAGGCAGUGAAACUAAGAAAAGAAUACGAGCAGGCAGAGAGGAGAUGGAAAGAGAUGGUCGAGAAAGAUAUCUUGGAAAACCUGGAAAAGGAAAAAAGGGAAAAGCAGGAGAAAGAGCGAGCUGCCCAAUUUUUGAAGGAAGCCCUUGAAAGUAAAGACUCAGGAGAACAGGAGGAGACCAAGUCAAUGAAGGAAACAGAACAGCAAAAACCUGAGAAAGCUGGAAAUGAAUCACUACCAGAUGAUAUCAUCAAGGAAACAGAUGAAGCCUUUAUAUUGACUGACAGCUCCAAUAAAACUCCUUCUAGGCUCAGAAGACGUUACAGGUUCACAGAACAAACUGAAAAUCUCCACCAAGGGCUUCCUGUUUGCAAACUAUCGUACGUGGCCCAAGGUAACAGCAAAAAGCGACAAGAGAGGCAGGAAAGCAAGGAGUUGCUGGACCCGGGCUCUUCAUUCGGAAGCUAUGAGCCGUCCUUUGGGAAGUUUUGCAGUCGGGUGAAUGAACUGAGGCAACAGUUUGGGGAUGGGCCAAGCGAAAAACCUGAGAGCUGUCUUCCAUCACCUUCAAGAAACGAUAAGAAAAACAGCCUCAUAGAAACGUUAUUUCGAUCAGGCGAUACUUUAGAAAAUAAACCCUCCAUGGACAGUGAAGCCAAAGCCUCUGAGAAACUGAAGCAACUGCAAAGAAAUAAACAGACAAGUCGAAUUCAGGUUACCAGUAAAAACAGAUUGAAUCUUCUGGAUCCUGACUUGCUGCCUGUAAGGGUUUUGGAAUCAUCCACAGAUGAAAGUGAAAAGCUUGUUUUACAAUCAUUAAAUAAAUAA
Molecule: messenger RNA, 1795 nt
Organism: Pristis pectinata (smalltooth sawfish)
Lineage: Eukaryota; Metazoa; Chordata; Chondrichthyes; Rhinopristiformes; Pristidae
Product: lebercilin-like protein
Exons: 7
Coding region: 50-1795 (581 amino acids)
Biological process (GO): intraciliary transport
Cellular component (GO): axoneme
Source: RefSeq, a predicted model, not a curated record